UUAUAUUCCAUAAACAUACGCAAUACUGUUCAAAAUUUCCAACAUAACUAUCGAUAUAUUUGACCUUUUGUCUUUUGUUUUAUUGAUAAUUUCAGACUGUAUAUAUAUAUAUAUGUACACAUGUGCUCAAGGCUACAGAGAGGAAAAAUCAAGUCCUUGAUUUUUGGUGGUUGUGUUCUGAAUUUUUAAGGUUUGUUUAUUCGUUUGCUUUUGUUUUAUAGAUUGGUUUCGGUUCAGUGGUCUUUUUGAUGAAUGAUCAAUGGAUAAAACAGAAGUGGGUUUUUUUUUUUUUUUUUGAGGUAAAGUUUUGGUUUUUUGGAUAAAGAAUGUUCCCUUGGUCUUUGUGCUGAAUCUGUUUCAUUUUUUGCUGAUUUGGAUUGUCUUGUUCUUGAGAUUUCAUUAGUGGGUUUUUGGUUUAAUUUACAUAUCUUACUGCAAUCCUGAGAAUUUGGGAUUUUACUCUCUAUUCACUGGAGUUUUAUAAUUCAAAUACCAAAAACAAGUGAAUAUAGUUAAAAUUGUUGGAAGUUUUGAGUUGAAAUCUUUCCCCUUUGGUAUUCGUGGUUGGUGGGUCAAGAAGAUCAAGGAAAAAUGAAAGGGAAAGUUGGUACUACAGGGAAUUUCUUUGUGUUGAAUACUGGAGCUAAAAUUCCUGCCAUUGGGCUUGGAACAUGGCAGAGUGGAGGAGACCUCUGUGUUGAUGCUGUGAAAACAGCAUUGUCGGUUGGUUACCGCCAUAUAGAUUGUGCACAUCUUUAUGGCAAUGAGAUUGAAGUUGGGGAAGCAUUGGCUGAAGCCUUCAAAGGUUCUUUGAAAAGAGAAGAUGUUUUCUUGACCUCUAAGCUUUAUUGUACCAUGAAUUCAUUGAAUAAGAUUGACAACUAUGUUAGGGUGUCUCUUAAAAAUCUUGGAGUCUCCUACUUGGAUCUUUAUUUGAUGCAUUGGCCUGAGAGCUCAGGUUUUGGAGAUGCAACUGAUCCUCCUUUAAUGUCUGGGAGUAAGCAUAGGCAGUUUUUGAAUCGGCUGAAGAAGGUAUGGAAGGCGAUGGAAUCCCUAGUCGAAUUGGGUUUGGUUAGAGCUAUUGGUGUCAGCAAUUUCAGUGUUCAUCAAAUCAAAGAACUGCUUAAAUUUGCAAAAAUCGUACCUGCAGUUAAUCAGGUGGAGCUGCAUCCUUUUUGGAGGCAAGAUGAACUGGUGAAGUUCUGCCAAUUGAAAGGUAUCCAUGUCUCUGCUCACACUCCUUUGGGAGUACCUACUUCAAGUCCUGGAGUGUCUGAUAGUGGAUCAGGUGGGGAAGAUGAACCUGGAACUCCUCGCAUUUCAUUUAGGAGGUCUAGAUCAGUGCAUGGACCAAUGCUGAAAUUGUCAGUUGUUGGAAAGAUAGCAGAUAGGCACAAAAAAACACCGGAGCAGGUAAUUCUACGGUGGGGGUUACAAAGAGGAACCAGUGUUCUACCAUGCAGUCUAAAGCCUGACAGGAUAAAGCAGAAUAUAGACAUCAUUAAUUGGUCUCUGUCGGAUGAUGAAUGGAAGCGCUUGAAUCAGAUUGAACCACAGGUAUGUUUAUUCGGAGAUGGUCCUCUCAACAAUCUAUCAGAUAGAGGCCUCAUGUUCGGUAGCUGUCCCCUUCAAGCUGUGCGCGAAAUGGAAGAUGAUGCAGAAUCCAACGCCUAAUACUUGUGAACAUGUUAAGAUAACGUUCCAUUUACAUUCAACCAUGUCAUUGUGCAGUUAUAAUAUUGCUAAUGUCCCCCAUUGUUUGCAAUACUUUGAGUUCGUGGAUUAUGUGUAGAAAGUCAAAGAAAGACAUUAUUAUUGAUCAUAGUGGCAGGGUUUUUUCUUUAUGAACCAAAGUUUGUUUCAUAUAUAUAUAUAUUGAACAAAAGUAGCGUGUUUUGUAUGUAAACAUCAUGAAAUGUCAAUUAUCAAUGAAAAUUUUCUAAAGGAAAUGUAACUUUCAGUUGAAGUUAUUGUGCCAAACUUGGUUUUAGUUUGCACGUAAUAAACUUGGUAUCUGGGUGGCCCAUGGUUGAAUUACAAACAACUAAUCAAAGAUAAUCUAGUUUAUUUACGAUAUGAGGUGGGAUCAUGACCUGU
Messenger RNA from Durio zibethinus, 2097 nucleotides. The record is from RefSeq and is a predicted model, not a curated record. Lineage: Eukaryota; Viridiplantae; Streptophyta; Magnoliopsida; Malvales; Malvaceae.